CUUUUCCUACGUCUGCUGGUCAGGUGACUGGUGCUGGGGCAGCUGGACAGUCAGCUUCAUCUAGCACAUUCUCAUAAAGCAUUAACAGAAGACAGACAGAGAGAGAGCAGAUAUCAGUGAAUCAGCGGUUAAAGGCGGACGGACUGCGCAUUGGACGUGCGGCCAUAAGGAGUCAUGGGCGACCGUGCGGCGCUUCUGCUGUUCAUAGUCGCGACUUCGUCGCUUGCUGCCGAGGUACCGUCGGAUGAUUCAGUGGGCUUGUUGGCAGAGCCUCAGGUGGCCAUGUUCUGCGGGAAACUCAACAUGCACAUCAACGUCCAGAGUGGCAAGUGGGAGCCUGAUCCUUCUGGCACUAAAAGCUGCAUUGGCACCAAGGAGGGAAUUCUGCAGUACUGCCAGGAGGUUUACCCUGAUCUGCAGAUUACUAAUGUAGUGGAAGCCAACCAGCCCGUCACUAUCCAGAACUGGUGCAAGAAAGGCAGACGUCAGUGCCGCAGCCAUGUGCACAUUGUGGUGCCCUACCGCUGCCUGGUUGGGGAGUUUGUGAGCGAUGCUCUUCUGGUUCCUGAUAAGUGUAAGUUCCUGCACCAGGAGCGGAUGGAUAUGUGUGAGAGCCACCUUCACUGGCACACUGUGGCCAAAGAGUCUUGUGGUGAUCAGUCCAUGAAUCUUCAUGACUUUGGGAUGCUCUUGCCAUGUGGUAUUGAUCGUUUCCGUGGUGUGGAGUUUGUGUGCUGCCCAGUGGAGGACCAGAGGGACUCUGAUGCUGAGGAGCAGGAGGAGGCUAUCUCAGACGUGUGGUGGGGAGGUGCUGAGACUGAGUACAGUGACAGACAAGCCCCUUUAGAACAGCAGGAGCAGGAGCAAGCCACCACAGAGGACGAUGAGGACACAGAUGAUGAUGAAGAAGAGGCCUGGGAUGAUGAGGACGGUGAUGGUGUGGAAGAUGUUGAUGAGGAAGACGAUGAGGGUGAAGAUGCCACAGAUGAACGUGAUACCAGUGAGCAAGCCUCAAAUGUUGCUAUGACAACCACCACCACUACAACCACUGAGUCCAUAGAAGAGGUUGUAAGAGCCGUGUGCUGGGCCCCAGCGCGGAGGGGCCCAUGUCGUGCCAAGCUGCCCCGCUGGUACUUUGUGGAAGAGAUGGGCCGCUGCGCCCCCUUCACCUUCGGGGGCUGCGGGGGCAACCGCAAUAACUUUGAGUCGGAGGAGUACUGCAUGGCUGUGUGCAGCAGCAGCGUGCUGCCCACUAUGGCCCCCAGUCCUCCUGAUGCUGUGGGCCGCUACCUGGAGGCUCCUGGAGACAUUAAUGAACACGCUCAUUUCCAGCAGGCCAAAGAACGUCUGGAGGCCAAACACAGGGAAAGGAUGUCUGAGGUGAUGAGGGAAUGGGAAGAGGCAGAGAGGCAGGCGAAGAGUCUUCCUCGUGCUGAUAAGAAGGCUGUUAUUCAGCAUUUCCAGGAAAAAGUAGAGGCACUGGAGCAGGAGGCUGCCAGUGAGAGACAGCAGCUGGUGGAGACUCACAUUGCUCGAGUAGAGGCUCUCCUCAAUGACCGUCGCCGCCUGGCACUUGACAGCUACCUAACUGCCCUGCAGGCUGACCAACCCCGGCCUCGUCAGGUGCUCAGCCUGUUUAAAAAGUAUGUGCGUGCUGAACAGAAAGACAGGCAGCAUACUCUCAAACACUUUGAGCAUGUGCGUAUGGUGGACCCCAAGAAAGCCGCUCAGAUCCGACCCCAGAUGCUGACCCACUUGCGAGUGAUUGAGGAACGUCUGAAUGAAAGUCUGAGCUAUCUCUACAAGGUCCCCCGAGUGGCCAAUGAAAUCCAGGACCAAGUAGUGGUGCUGAUGCAGCGAGUCCAGGCAGAGGCCACACAGCAGCUGUCUUCUCUGCAGACAGAUAUGAGAGUGAGUUACGGUAAUGAUGCUCUGAUGCCAGACUUGCCGGACAGCACUCCCCCUCUCGACGCUCUGCCUCCAGAACAGGACGGUCUGGGCUUCAUCCACCCUGAACGCUUCAAUCAGGCCAACACUGACAACCACGUUGAACCUGUAGAUGCCCGUCCAGCUCCAGACAGGGGAUUGCCCACACGACCCGUGUCCGGUCUGAAGCCAGAAGAGAUGCCAGAAGUGCGAAUGGACACUGAAGAGAGGCACAGUGCUGGAUAUGAAGUACAUCACCAGAAAUUGGUGUUCUUCGCAGACGAUGUGGGCUCCAAUAAGGGAGCUAUCAUUGGCCUAAUGGUGGGCGGUGUCGUCAUAGCAACUGUCAUUGUCAUCACCCUCAUAAUGUUGAGGAAGAAGCAGUAUACCUCCAUCCACCAUGGAGUCAUAGAGGUUGACGCCGCAGUGACCCCAGAAGAACGUCACCUCACUAAGAUGCAGCAGAAUGGCUAUGAGAAUCCCACCUACAAGUUCUUUGAGCAGAUGCAGAACUAAAGAGCAUCUCUAUCACCCCAUACCUUCCCCUCUCCCAUUCACACCACUACAUCAGGACAGAGAACACAGGCUCACCCUUCAUCUGCACUAGUGAUGAGCUCUGUUGCCAUGGAGAUGAGAGUGGCUUCACCAUUUCAUCUAAUCACAGAUGAGCGUUCACUUUGUUUUGCACAGCAAAAGCGAUGCAUCGUCUCACAUCCAGCCAUAAAUCUGUCUGUCUAUCUAUCUAUCUGGGCACUUA
Pygocentrus nattereri (red-bellied piranha) is the source of this 2683-nucleotide messenger RNA. RefSeq names its product amyloid beta (A4) precursor protein b (gene appb). Gene Ontology annotation, biological process: axonogenesis; central nervous system development. Gene Ontology annotation, cellular component: plasma membrane; membrane raft; Golgi apparatus. Bases 175 to 2442 code for a protein of 755 amino acids. The transcript is spliced from 17 exons. Lineage: Eukaryota; Metazoa; Chordata; Actinopteri; Characiformes; Serrasalmidae. The record is from RefSeq and is a predicted model, not a curated record. Gene Ontology annotation, molecular function: transition metal ion binding; heparin binding; signaling receptor binding.